GUUGAACCAUUCCACCCACAAUCACCUCAACUACAACAUGGCAACUCCAGGGUACACUGAAUCACAUAACUCUCCCGCUCAAUCAUAUGGCUACUAUCCGCCCCAGGCAUAUACAGAGUCGUCCCAGUCCCAGACAUCUACUACGGUAGCUCCCACGAGCACUGCUGCGAGCUCAAGUACGACCACCGCGGCACAGUCACAAACUCGCCAGGCAGCGGAGGAUGCACGCAAGGACAGAACAUUGGCUGAGUUCCUCGUCAUGCUGGACGAUUACGAGCCUCUUAUACCCAAUGAGGUGACGGACUAUUACCUCCAAAGAGUGGGGUUUGAAUGCGAGGAUGUUCGACUCAAGCGUCUGGUUUCUCUAGCUGCGCAGAAGUUUGUGUCAGACAUUGCAGCGGACGCCUAUCAGCACGCACGUAUACGUACCAACGCGGCUGGGGGUCGCACACGUGGACCCCUGACUGGUCCAAGUUCUGUUAAGGAUAAGACUCGGACCACUCUCACAAUGGAGGAUCUUAGUGCUGCGCUGGGAGAGUAUGGCAUCAACUCUAGAAAGCCAGAGUUUUACCUCUGAAGACACCCUUUUUUCACGCCCUGUAUAUUUUAGUAUUGUAUAUCUCCUUUCGCAUAUAACAGACGCUCUACACACGC
Coniophora puteana RWD-64-598 SS2 is the source of this 654-nucleotide messenger RNA. Its product is annotated as transcription initiation factor IID TAF10 subunit. Gene Ontology annotation, biological process: transcription initiation at RNA polymerase II promoter. Bases 38 to 577 code for a protein of 179 amino acids. NCBI's taxonomy places the organism in Eukaryota, Fungi, Basidiomycota, Agaricomycetes, Boletales, Coniophoraceae. Gene Ontology annotation, molecular function: promoter-specific chromatin binding; RNA polymerase II general transcription initiation factor activity. The record is from RefSeq and is a predicted model, not a curated record. Gene Ontology annotation, cellular component: nucleus; transcription factor TFIID complex; SAGA complex. The transcript is spliced from 4 exons.